AUGCAAGCGAGAAACCCUAACGUUAGGGUUUUUCCCAAAGUGGCUUCAUAUUGUAAUAUACAAAACACUCAUGCAAUUUCAUUCGUUCUAGUGUUGUUCUUCACUGCGACUUUAGCUCUCCGAACCGAAAUAGAUGCUGUUGAACAAUCAAAAACGAACCCAACAUCUAUUCUGAAGGAGGUUACAGAAACGAAGGCUAAAGAAGAGAACACAACUCCAGAACUCAAGCAAUCAAUCAAUCCCGAAGCCCCGUUAUUCUAUGCCAAGCAAGCAGUGAAUCCCGAAGCCCCUUUACUCUAUGCCAAGCAAGCAGUGAAUCCCGAAAGCCUGUUUUUUAUGCAAGACAGCAAUGAAUCCCAAGGUCCCAAGCAAGCAGUGAAUCCCGAAAGCCUGUUUUUUUAUGCCAAGCCAGCAAUGAAUCCCACCCCAAGCAAGCAGUGAAUCCCGAAGCCCCCUUAUUC
This is a messenger RNA of Selaginella moellendorffii, 461 nucleotides long. RefSeq lists its product as uncharacterized. Lineage: Eukaryota; Viridiplantae; Streptophyta; Lycopodiopsida; Selaginellales; Selaginellaceae. The record is from RefSeq and is a predicted model, not a curated record. The coding region runs from base 1 to 441 and encodes 146 amino acids. The transcript is spliced from 3 exons.